AUGGGUCGCCCAGAAGACGAAGGCGACCAGCCGGUUGACAUCGACGUCAAAAAUCUGCCUACGGGCAAGGCCGAUGCGGCGCUCGAGUUUCUGCGUGAUGAAGAUAUCGCGGUCGCGACAGAUGUGAAUGAGAAAGCCUUGGUGCGCAGGAUUGACUGGAUGAUCAUGCCGCUGAUGUGGGCGGCGUAUAAUCUACAAUAUCUGGACAAAGUGCUGAUUACUCUAUGGGGUAUCAUGACCACAUUGAACUGCACAGCGAAGAAUUUCGGUGGGCUGAUGACACUCCGCGUGUUGUUGGGUUGCUUUGAGAGCUCCAUAGCGCCAGCAUUAAUUCUCAUCACCUCCAUGUUGUACAAGAAGAAUGAACAACCAAAGCGCAUGGGUAUUUGGUAUCUCGGCACCGGCACAGCCUCAAUAAUGGGCGCCCUAGUCGCAUACGGCCUUCUGUUCUACACAGACAACCAUUUCAAACCAUGGCAAAUCAUGUUCCUCAUCUUCGGCCUCAUCACCAUCGUGGUAGGAAUCUGCAUCUUCAUAUUCCUUCCCGACAACCCCAUGAGCUCACGGCUCACUCAUGCCGAGAAAGUCCUCGCCAUUGAGCGCCUCCGCGAGAACCAAACGGGUAUCGAGAACAAGCACUUCAAAUGGCACCAAGCGGUAGAAGUCUUCCGCGGCCCACAGACCUAUUUAAUCGCCGUGAUCGUCACAGCGAUGGAUGUCCCAAAUGCAGCAAUCAGCAGCUUCACCUCCCUGAUCAUCAAGAACAUCGGAUUCACAACUAAACAAACAGAGCUCCUCAAUGUCCCCAACGGCGUCAUCUCCAUUAUCUCUAUAUUUAUAGCUACAUACUGCGCCGGUCGCUAUAAUCAACGCUGUCUCUGUGUCGCGGCCGUCCUCCUCUGCGGGUUGUUAGGAGGCUGCCUCCUCGCAUUCUCACCGCACGACAUGAAAGGCGCCCAACUAGCGGGGAACUAUCUUACCCAAGUCACCGGCUCAGCGUUACCCCUCAUGUACUCUCUAGCCGGCGCCAAUGUUGCGGGCCACACGAAGAAGGUCACUAUGAACGCGAUCUUGCUCAUGUCGUUCUGUCUGGGCAAUAUUCUCGGCCCGCUUACGUUCCGCACGGAGGAUGAGCCGAAUUAUAUUCCGGCGAAGAUUGCGAUCGUGGUGACGAUUGCAGUGGCUAUUGUCUUUGCGAUGGCUUUGAGGGCGUAUUACACAUGGGAGAAUCGGAGGAGGGAUAGAAAUUUGGAGAGUAGGGAGCAUAGGGAGAAUUCCGAGUUUUUGGAUAUGACGGAUCGAGAAAAUCGGGAGUUUAGGUAUUCUCUUUGA
This is a messenger RNA of Penicillium maclennaniae, 1332 nucleotides long. RefSeq names its product putative MFS transporter. Gene Ontology annotation, biological process: transmembrane transport. Gene Ontology annotation, cellular component: membrane. The transcript has 5 exons. Lineage: Eukaryota; Fungi; Ascomycota; Eurotiomycetes; Eurotiales; Aspergillaceae. Bases 1 to 1332 code for a protein of 443 amino acids. The record is from RefSeq and is a predicted model, not a curated record. Gene Ontology annotation, molecular function: transmembrane transporter activity.